Acanthocheilonema viteae is the source of this 648-nucleotide messenger RNA. Lineage: Eukaryota; Metazoa; Nematoda; Chromadorea; Rhabditida; Onchocercidae. The record is from the annotation of a GenBank genome assembly.
AUGGUCAUUUUACUUAUACUCUUUGUUCUUAUUCCGGAACAUCCGACAUUGGUUGGUGCCAAUCCGGGACUGGUUGGUCCCGGUCCACCAUUAGGUGGUGCUGGUGGAGACUGUAAUUGUCCACAAGCACAACUACCAUGUCCUGCACCAGUAGCACCUUGUCCAUCACUUUUUCCACCACUUGGUCCACCACAACCUCCAUGUCCUCCACCAAUAUCAUCAUGUCCUCCUCCACCACCACCAUCACUUUGCCUUCCUUGUCCACCACCACCACCACCACCACUUUGUCUACCAAGCCUACCGAGUCUUCCACCUCUUUCAUUACCUUGUCCACCACAACCAUCACAACUUUGUAGCUGUCCUUGCAAGCGCAAGAAGCGUUCCACACCUGUUGCUACAAUUACUAGCGAAAAUGGUACCAGUGGCCAUGUUUUAUGCAACAACAGUCAUAUUCGUAAAAUUAUCUUAAAGAAUUUGAGCUCAGAUGCAAAAGUUUCAAAAGCGGCCAUUUAUUCGGAAUUGAAAGCGAAACAAAAGAAUGAUUAUGUGGUGCUAUGUUCGCAGUCAAAUUUAUCAUUUACAAGUGAUUCAAUGAAUUAUUGUGUUGGUGGAAAUACGGAUCAUCUUUGCUAUGUAUUCCAACUAUGA